Molecule: messenger RNA, 333 nt
Organism: Penicillium vulpinum
Lineage: Eukaryota; Fungi; Ascomycota; Eurotiomycetes; Eurotiales; Aspergillaceae
Exons: 1
Coding region: 1-333 (110 amino acids)
Source: RefSeq, a predicted model, not a curated record
AUGUCUCCAGCUACUGUUGGUUCUACUUACGCGACGGACCGAGAUUACUUCCUUUUCGUUCUACAGUCUCAGAUCGCAAAGCUUCGAGUUAACCCCAGUGGGCGCUCUAGGGUGCUCCAAGGGCUUAGAGAGCUUUCUCAGCUAAUGUCUCAAUACAUUGAGGCUUCAUAUAGCGUCAGUGACACUCCAUUCUAUGAUAGUUGCUGGACUUUUCAGCCUGUCCUCGACAGCGCGAUCGCCACUCUAUCUGAAGACAGUGAUCCCUUCACUGGAGAUAUGGUUGCCGAACAGCUCGAGAAAGCAUUUUCCUGGGAGAAUCCGACCUCGUGGUAA